Molecule: messenger RNA, 234 nt
Organism: Triticum turgidum subsp. durum (durum wheat)
Lineage: Eukaryota; Viridiplantae; Streptophyta; Magnoliopsida; Poales; Poaceae
Source: the annotation of a GenBank genome assembly
AUGGGAUUCUGCAGCGGCCCUUCAGAUGUCCAGGUGCUCCCAAAGAACACCUCAUCCUCAUCGUCGCCGUCUUCCUCGUCAUCGGCUGAUAAAGUUUCCGGCGACAGUGGCAAGAACAAGAAACAACAGGGUAUAAAGAAGGAAGAGAGGAAGGAGAAGAAAAGGAGCAAUCUUGACCGGGCUGCGCUCACGACGCCCCACUUCCCUUUUCAUUCUCGCCCCGGUCUUCUGUAA